AUGGCUCAACAACGGCUCGCUUACGCCGGAAUCGGCGCGUUGUCCGCUGUUUAUGCUGUCUCCCAGAGUUUAUACACAGUUGAGGGCGGUCACCGAGCGGUGUUGUUCUCCCGACUGGGCGGAGUCCAAAACCAAAUCCAAGGGGAAGGAAUGCACGUCCGAGUGCCCUGGCUGCAGUGGCCCUUGAUCUACGACAUCCGUUCUAGAGCCUAUAAAGUCGUCUCGCCCUCCGGAACCGCCGAUUUGCAAAUGGUCGACAUUGGCCUCCGAGUCCUCUACAGACCCAAUCCCGGAAAGAUUCCCGAAAUGGCGCAACAGAUCGGCGAGGACUUCUCUGACAAAAUUCUUCCAUCUAUUAUUCACGAAACUUUAAAAUCGGUCAUUGCUGAGUUUAGUGCCCAAUCGCUUCUCACAGAGCGAGAAAAGGUUUCAAUUCGAAUUCGAAACGAUUUGGAAGAGCGCGCCCGUGAUUUUCACAUUAUUCUUGACGACGUUGCUAUUACUGACACCCAGUUUAGUCCUCUUUUCACACAAUCGAUUGAAAAUAAACAAAUCGCUCAACAGCAAGCUUUCCAGGCCAGAUUCGUCGUCCAGCAAGCGUCUGAAGAAAAGAAGCAGAAGAUUAUCAACGCUCAGGGAGAAGCAGAAUCCGCAACUCUUAUUGGUGAAGCAUUGAAAAAGAACCCCGCUUAUUUGAAGCUUCAAAGAAUUGAAAUCGGAAAGCGCAUCUCAAAAUAUAUCGCUCAGAGCCCGAAUAAGGUUAUGCUUGGUACUGAUAAUCUCCUCCUUGAUGUCAAAGGAGUCGACUAUCUUUCAAGAAAGUAA
Molecule: messenger RNA, 825 nt
Organism: Oikopleura dioica
Lineage: Eukaryota; Metazoa; Chordata; Appendicularia; Copelata; Oikopleuridae
Source: the annotation of a GenBank genome assembly